Penicillium riverlandense is the source of this 2631-nucleotide messenger RNA. RefSeq lists its product as uncharacterized. Gene Ontology annotation, cellular component: cytoplasm. The transcript has 5 exons. Gene Ontology annotation, biological process: threonyl-tRNA aminoacylation. The record is from RefSeq and is a predicted model, not a curated record. Bases 1 to 2631 code for a protein of 876 amino acids. Gene Ontology annotation, molecular function: threonine-tRNA ligase activity; ATP binding. Lineage: Eukaryota; Fungi; Ascomycota; Eurotiomycetes; Eurotiales; Aspergillaceae.
AUGGAGAUCCUGGGAGUGAUCGACGAGGGAACGCUAACUGAGAAUGGCUUCUACCAAACCAUCGAUUCCUGCCGCAACAUGAUCAAGGAUCAAUUCUGCCAGCCUAUAGCGUCCAUCCGGCAGCUCAUCGAGGAGGACCCAGACUCUCGGCUGACUUACAGUGGAAUGAAGACCUUUGUCAAGAUCGAUUUGGAGAACACGUCUUUGUGCAAGCACGCCGCUAGCCGGAAAGAAUAUAUUAAGGAUAUGUCGAACUUGGCUCUUCAUAUGAUGGCUCGGUCUGAGGGAUUUGGUCACCUCAUUCGUGCUGUGAUGCCAAAUCACAUCCGACUGUCCAUUCAUCCUUCUUACGGAACCGCCAAGCUGUCCAUCUGCCUAGUGCCACAGCUCCCUGGAUGCCAGGCGCGGGCGCCGUGGAUGAGCUGUAUUGCCGUCGACCGGAACGGUGCGAAUCACACGGCUCAUGUAAAAGAUGUUCGGCUCACUCACCAACUUAUCUAUCGAAAUGAGCUGCCGUGGCUGUAUACUGAACGUGAAGCACCGGGGUUGCCAGAUUUCAUCCUUGCAAGAAACCAAUUAUUUGAUGAUAUGUGGGUUCAAUAUGUCAAGGAACUGGAAAGCAAGCCUCGCACGGAGAUUACAGUGACUGUGAGCAUUGGCAAAAGAUCUCCCUUGGUCGUCAAUGCAACUUCGUGGCUGUCCACGCCUGCAUCGCUGCUGUCUCAUUUUCCGGAAGACUGUCGCAGCAAGGUUGUUGUUGCCAAGGUAGACGGACACAAACUAUGGGACCUCAGUCGGCCCUUAGAAAGGGACUGCAUCGUGGCGCUUUUGCUCUUUGACCACUCGGAAGGUCGGCAGACGUUCUGGCGCUCGUGUGCCAGCUGCCUGGCAGAGGUUUGUGAGCAAGAGUUUCAUUGUCUCCUUGCUGAAAACACACCCACUGCUCAAGGUUUCUUCUGCGAUAUGGAUAUCCCCGGAGAACGCGCUGUAACCAAUGUCGACCGAGAGUUGCUGAACAAGAGAAUCAGCCAAAUAGCCCAGGAAGGACGAGGUUUUGACCGACUGGAAGUUUCCAAAGAAAUACUCCAGCGGAUGUUUUCCUACAACAGAUACAAACUUCAUGCCAUUAACCAGCUGGUUGAAGGAGAGACAGCCAUUGUAUACCGUUCUGGGACUUUGGUAGACAUCUCUUGUGGCCCGCAUAUCCCAGAGAUGGCCAUGAUCAAGGCCUUUAAGGCCACCCAGAGCUCCUCUGCCUAUUUUCUGGGUCACCAAAAUCAGGAUUCACUACAGCGCAUUAGCGGUAUUGCUUUCCCGGAAAAGAGUCUCUUGCAGGAACACCUCAAAUUCCUGGAAGAAGCGCGAAAUGGUCACCACUUGAAGAUUGGCAAAAAGCAGGAAUUAUUUUUAUUUCAUGAACUUUCACCCGGGUCCCCCUUCCUACUUCCACGAGGUGUAAGGGUAUUCAACGCACUACAGAAACUCCUGCGAACAGAAUACCACCUGCGAGGAUACGACGAGGUGCAGACUCCGAACAUGUACGAUGCCAGCUUAUGGAAAACCUCUGGUCACUGGGCACACUACAAGGAAGAUAUGUUCCGGAUCAACCUGGGACGCAGAGAAUGGGCUCUCAAACCUAUGAAUUGCCCUGGGCACUUUUUGCUGUAUACACAUAAGGAUCGCAGCUACCGCGAGUUACCUCUUCGGGUCGCUGAUUUUGGCGUCUUACAUCGCAACGAGGCCUCAGGGGCGCUUCACGGCUUAACUCGCGUGAGGAAGUUCCAGCAGGAUGACGGUCAUAUCAUCUGCCGACUAGACCAGAUAACGUCUGAGAUUGAAGGCAUCUUUGAUUUUCUGAAGCACGUCUAUGACCUCUUUGGUUUCACAUUUAACUUGACGCUGUCUACUCGACCACCCAAGUACCUAGGAGACAUCGACACCUGGAACGAAGCCGAAGAACAACUUCGCAAAGCUCUAACCCGUUUCAAGGGAAAUGACUGGACCGUUAACCCAGGCGACGGAGCGUUCUAUGGACCGAAGAUUGACAUCACGAUAGCUGACGCACUUCAGCGCCAGUUACAGUGUGCCACCAUCCAGCUGGACUACCAGGCAGCCAUGAAUUUUCAAAUGAGUUAUGCCACCGACAAAGGGGGCCGCGCUGAUCGCCCAGUCGUCAUCCAUCGGGCAAUCAUUGGAAGUUUCGAGCGUUUUAUUGGGAUUCUCAUUGAGCAUUUCGCUGGCAAAUGGCCUUUCUGGAUUAGUCCGCGUCAGAUCCUCAUUUUACCGGUGACUAGUGCGCAGAAUCGUUAUGCGGAAGAGCUACAGCGUAUUCUACGCGCGGACAAACUACAUGUUGACAUAGAUGUUCGAGGCCACACGUUGAAUAAGAAGAUCCGCUGCGGACAAGAGGAACAGUACAAUUUUAUCUUUGGUGAUGCGAUCUUUGUUGUCAAAUUCGGUUGCUUACUACCGGCAGUCGUCGGCGCUGAAGAGCAGCGAACCCGAACGGUUAACGUUCGCAACCGCGAUGAACGCCAGUCGCAAGUCAGGGGGGCACUGAUUCCUCUAGAUGAGGUUCGAGUCAGGUUGAAAUCAUUAAAAAAAAACCGGAGGCUCGCCAAUAUUCUAUAG